AUGGUACAAGAAGAGACCGUCCUCCUCACAGGCGCAACUGGAAAUGUCGGUGGUGUUAUCCUCGAACACCUCUUUCAGACGACAAACUACAAUGUCAACAUUGUCCUGCGAAAUGCUCCGAAGCAGAUACCUCUCUUCCGUGCGAGGUAUGCGUCCGAAGCUUCAACAGGUCGUCUCACGUUCACGUCAAUUCCAGACAUGACGACCCCAGGGGCGUUCGACGCAGCAGCAGCCUACGCGAGUGCGAUAAUCCACUGUGCUACUCCUGUCGGGAGCGACACCGACUGGGUCAAAGAUAUGAUCGAGCCGACCUGGACCAUCGACCACUCUAUCCUCACAGCAGCCCAGAAGUCUCUCACCAUCAAACGCGUGAUCAUAUGUGGCACCCUCCUGCAGACUCUUGGUCCAUAUAACCUGUUUGACCCAGCAACAACGAUCACGGACACUUCGUACAACAGCACCACCUUCGAGGAAGCAAAGGCCGGGCCGUGGCGAAACGCAUACAUGUUCUCGAAGACGAAUGCUGAGCGGAAGACCUGGGCGUGGUAUGAGGACCAGGGAGGACAAGAAGGCACGGGAUUUGACAUUGUGAUGUUGUUACCGCCGAUGAUCACGGGGAGGAGUCCGCAAGUUGGCUUUCAGCCUGGACCCGGGCCGGGCGGAAUUGGUCGUGUAUACCACGCUUUAUUUGAGAGCAAGACGGCCGAAGACAUGGAUGCUAUGUUUCCCAUAUUCUUGGACACAGACGAUGUCGCACGAGCGCAUGUGCUGGCGCUUGAGCGGGAGAAGGUGCCUGGGAAUCAGAGGUAUCUUCUCGCUUCUCCGGAGAUGGUUGAUCUGCGAAGCGUCGUUGCAAGGAUGAGGAAGGAGUAUGCAGAGGUGAGGCAUAGGUUGCCUGAUGUGGGGAUCGACGAAGAAGGAUCCAAAGGGAGAAAGGCAAAGCUGGUAAAGGUUGACACAAGCAAGAGUGAAGUCGUCUUCGGGAGGGACUGGGAGAGCGCAUACAACAGUAUCAAGGAGACAGUGCUGGAUGUGGUGAGAUGGGAGCAGGAAACGGAAUCAGCGAGAGUAGAAUAG
Molecule: messenger RNA, 1077 nt
Organism: Paraphaeosphaeria sporulosa
Lineage: Eukaryota; Fungi; Ascomycota; Dothideomycetes; Pleosporales; Didymosphaeriaceae
Product: NAD(P)-binding protein
Exons: 2
Coding region: 1-1077 (358 amino acids)
Molecular function (GO): oxidoreductase activity, acting on the CH-OH group of donors, NAD or NADP as acceptor
Source: RefSeq, a predicted model, not a curated record